Chelonia mydas (Green sea turtle) is the source of this 936-nucleotide messenger RNA. It is a transcript of the gene DCXR, whose product is annotated as dicarbonyl and L-xylulose reductase. Gene Ontology annotation, molecular function: carbonyl reductase (NADPH) activity; L-xylulose reductase (NADPH) activity. The transcript is spliced from 8 exons. The record is from RefSeq and is a predicted model, not a curated record. Bases 53 to 838 code for a protein of 261 amino acids. Gene Ontology annotation, biological process: xylulose metabolic process; glucose metabolic process. Lineage: Eukaryota; Metazoa; Chordata; Testudines; Cheloniidae.
CGUGGGGCGAUGGGCGGGGUGUCGCGCGGGGCGGGCGGGGCGUCGCCCCGGGAUGUCCCGUGUCCGGGGUGGGACCCGCGCUCGCCGCCCGCCGGGAAUGGAGCCGGAUCCGAGCUUCUCGGGCCGCCGGGCCCUGGUGACCGGGGCGGGCAAAGGGAUCGGCCGGGCCGCGGCCCUGGCGCUGAGCGGAGCCGGGGCCCAGGUGAUCGCGCUGAGCCGGACGCAGGCGGACCUGGAGAGCCUGGAGCGGGAGCAUACCGGGAUUGAGACACUCUGUGUGGACCUGGGUGACUGGGACGCCACUGAGGCAGCGCUGAGCAAGGUGGGCGCCGUUGACCUGCUGGUGAAUAACGCAGCUGUGGCUGUGCUCCAGCCCUUCCUGGAGGUGACCAAGGAGGCCUUCGACAGGUCUUUCGAUGUGAAUCUUCGGGCCGUGUUUCAUGUUUCCCAGAUCAUUUCCCGGCAGAUGAUUGCACGAGGGGUGCAAGGAGCGAUAGUGAACGUCUCGAGCCAGGCAUCUCAGCGGGCUCUACAGGAGCAUGCUGUCUACUGUUCUACAAAAAGUGCCUUAGAUAUGCUGACCAAGGUGAUGGCUCUGGAGCUGGGACCCCACAAGAUCCGGGUGAACAGCGUGAACCCCACUGUGGUCAUGACUGACAUGGGGCGAAUUAACUGGAGUGAGCCUCAGAAAGCUGCUGCCAUGAUCAGUCGAAUUCCUCUGGGGAAGUUUGCAGAGGUAGAUGAUGUGGUGAACAGCAUCCUCUUCCUGCUGAGUGACAAGAGUGCUAUGACAACAGGUGUCUCGCUGCUGGUUGAUGGGGGUUUUCUCGUCUCCUAGGAUGAUACAUCUGCACUGGCAUCCCAAGGAGAGAAUCAUUCCUUAAAUGAGCUGUAGCUCAUGAAAGCUUAUGCUCAAAUAAAUUGGUUAGUCUCUAA